Trichobilharzia regenti is the source of this 2128-nucleotide messenger RNA. The record is from the annotation of a GenBank genome assembly. NCBI's taxonomy places the organism in Eukaryota, Metazoa, Platyhelminthes, Trematoda, Strigeidida, Schistosomatidae.
AUUGGACCUAUGACCUAUCCUGGUUUUUGCGCCAGUUUCAGUUGUCAGAUUAGUUUUCCACUAGGUCACCUUAACAGUUGUGUAACGGGGUUAAAAACAAGUUUCACCCACUUCAAUUUACCGCUGUUAACACUGUGUUAUGGAAACGCGAGCUAAGUCCGACGCAUAUUUCGUACAGUAUCAGAAACAGCAACAUGGAGAUCGUGCUAACACAUGGAUAGAACAUAUUAGUAAUCUGGAUAUUGAUCAUGCUCCAUCUUUUGUCAGGCAAACUAACCUAGUUUGUACUCUGGGUGAUUUGUGGGAUACGGAUGAGAAAAUUGACCAGAUGAUAAAAAGUGGCAUGAACAUCCUCCGUUUGAAUCUGAGUAUGGGUUCAAAAGAAAAGUAUGCAGAAGUCAUACGUCGCGUCCGUCAGUUGGAAAAAUCAUACGGCCAUAAUCCAGCUGUUGGGAUCGCACUCGAUCUUUCAGCUCCUCCUGUGCGUACAGGUCUUAUAAAUGGGAGUGUUGACAACUUUGUUGUAGUUCAAACAGGCCAGAUAAUCCAGUUAAGCAUUUCUGACGAAUAUGAAGACAAGUCAUCAAAUUCUGUCAUCUGGAUAAGCUCAAAUUAUUUCCCAACACUUAUACAGUGCGUAGCUAUUGGUGAUCGCAUUUACAUCGAUGAGGGAAUGAUAUCCUUGAUUGUUAGAGAUAUCAAGAUAGACGGCAUAACUUGUUUAGUUGAACAAGGAGGUGAGGUUGGGAGCUAUAAACGUGUUCAGCUACCAAGUGAGAGGCUAUAUGAAAAGACAUUCGACACCACGUAUAAAAGUGACCUGGAGUUUGCUGUUCAAUGUCAGGUUGAUUACGUAUUCACUGGUUAUGCCUCAAAUGCGAAUCAGGUUGCACAGGCUAAGAACAUUCUAGGGAAGGACAUUCUUCUGUUUUCUAAAAUAGAGACUAAAGAAUCAAUAAAAAAUUUGAAUGAUAUAAUGUUAUAUUCCGAUGGUAUUAUUAUUGGGCGUGGUCCUCUCAGUUUAUGCUAUCCAAAUGAAAAGGUUUUUCAGAUACAAAAACAAAUAAUUGCUGCUUGCAAUAUACUCCAUAAACCUGUAUUUGUUAUAACCCAUUUACUUGAAUCAAUGAGAUUUAAACCGCGAGCCACUCGAGCAGAGAUAAGUGAUAUUGCUAAUGCUGUUUUGGAUGGUGCUGAUGGACUUAUAUUAACUGUAGAAACUUCACGGGGAAUGUUUCCGAAGGAAUCAUUAACAGUUUUACACAAGACUUGUCGAGAAGCAGAAGCUGCUGUUUUUCAUGAAAAAUUUUGGAUAGAUCUUAAAGCAGCUAGAGAAAUAAGAGGACUUUCGUAUAUAGAUGCAGGAUAUAUUGCAGGGCUGGCUGCUGUUGAAGCUUCAAGUACAUCAAAUGCAUCUGCUAUUUUUGUUAUUACUACCUCUGGACGUUCUGCAUUGACAAUAGCUUCAUUCCAUCCUUCUUGUCCGGUAAUUGCAAUUAUGAGGCGACCUGAAGUAGCACGAAAAUGUCAUUCCAUACGUGGCAUACAUCCAUUUGUUUUCACAGGUGAGAAAUUGUCAGAAUGGUCUAAUGAUAUGGAUGAAAGAUUGAAUGCAGCACUAAAUUUUGCUAAGAAACGUAAAUUUGUCGGUAAUGGUGAUCAAAUCAUUGUAGUUACUGGACAGGAAGCUGGAAGUGGUUUCACCAAUACUGUGCGUAUAUUUCAAGUAUCAUCUGAUGGUAAUCCUUUGUCUGUUGUAAACUCAAAACCUUCUUUUGAGAAUGCUGGUGAUUGGACACAAUAAAAUGUGUUCAGUUAGCUAAUUUAUUAUGAAUUUCUAUUCUUCCUUUUCUUCAUCUUUUUCUUGUUCCUCCCUAAAAAUCAACUCUAAGGAAUCAAAUUCCAAUCUUCUUUCUUUUGUGGUUGAUUUCUGCAUACAUUUUUGGUUGUCACAUUGUUUUCACAUCUGGAUUCUUAUUCAAAUAAAUUUUAAAAUAUGUAGAAAUCUAAAUUUUGAAUUUCCAUUUUUGUUUAGUGAGUUUUGAGGAAAAUACAAUGGUUAAGUAAUUAUUUACUGAUAUCGAGUAGGUCCCGGUUGUACGCUUUGAUAUUCUGUGGAGUGAAAAUG